AUGUUACAAUCACGACUCGGUGCCUAUCAGACGGCAACUCGCGAGAUUCUCAACGCCAUCAAAGCGCAGCCCGAAAAAAAGGAACAGCUCUUUCCCAUGGCCAAGGACAUGCGCGCAGCAGCCAAGCAAAUUGAGGCAUUACUCGCCAGUCCAGAUCCCAUAGCUCCCAGCGCUGUGCCUGGUCCACCUCCGGUAUGGCAAAAGGACACCGCCCCACCGGCUCGUCAAACAGAGCAGGUGCAGCGGUCAGCGCCCCCCGCAGACCUCAUCUCCUUUGAGGACACUGCCGCUCAACCCGUUACUUCUGCUGCGUCGGCCAAGGCGCACGCCACUGCCCAGCCGGAGCCACAUCAGAAUGCCUUGCUUGAUGAUACGGCUGCGCUUUUGUCCAAGAACGCAGCCCUGCUGGCAGCCUUUGAUGACGACGUUGACGACGACGAGUACAAUGAAGACUCUGAUGAACAAGCGUCGCAGGACGAUGGACAUCAUGGCAAUCCUGCCGGGGGCAAUGAGGACGUGGACGAUGAUGAUGAUGACAUUGAUCUAGGGGAGCUCGAGGGUCUUGACUCCGAAGACGACGAGGAGCUGAUUGAUACCGGUCGUGACGCUGCACCGCAAGGAGGCACAAGCUCUCAAUUUGCUGCGGCCCUCGAUGAUGCUGCAGCAUCGGGUCGCGCUGCCAUGCAUCAGAGUCAAACCACUUCAUCCUCUCGGUCUCUACAGUCUGCCAGCUCAUCGGAUUCGGAACGAGCAUCACCAAUGGCCAAGAAAACUGCGUCUGGCGGCAGGCUACAGCCGCGCUCGUCUGUUCCGGUGGCACGAGCCGAACCAGCGACCUCUCUUCCGCAGUCACACGCCCACAUUUUGGCAGAGGUCAAUGCGCGUCGCGCCGCCUGGGAAGAGGCGGCGCGCGCCUUCUUGCUCAUCAACCAAGAAAAAUCGGCCAAAGAAUGCUUGCAGAUGACCAUGCAGUUGGAGCGCGUCAUUGCGACGCUCGAGGCCGGUCAGCUCACGCCCGCCAUGGGUGCGCUCAUGGCCAAGCCCAUCCCAGCCGUUAAAGCCGCUCAAUCAAAUCCACACGAAGAGGUCUUUCAGCGUCUGUUUUCUGCCUUUGAUAAUCAGAUUCAAGAGGCUUCAGAUCUGGCCACGCUGUAUCACAACGUGGGCGAGCUACCCAGUGAGCAGAAGCUCGAGAUUUUCAUACAGCGUAUGAAGCAGGAGCGCGACCUCUUGGCCAAGGCGCAUCAGCAAGGCCAGGCUCCACCGCCCACCCUGCAGAAAGAGUUUACUUUUCAUGUUCCCGAGACAAAUUUCGACGUACAGCCAGAUCACAUGCACCUUCACAUCAAGCGCCUGAUUGGAUUGGUGCCACCACGAGGCGUGGCUGAAAAGGACUUGGUUGUUUACGUCAAAGCCGCAAUGGACUUUCCAGAGAGUGGCCAGCCUCAGGUCGUUUAUACGAGCAAGGCCUCGGGCUCCGUCUCGCCAGAAUUCUCCGAGUCCAAACCUCUAAAGUUGGAUAUUGUUCCUGGCAAACAGCUCUUUCGCUACCUCAAACGUGGCGCCUUGGUGGUGGAGGCCUAUCAUAGCAAAGGGCUUUUGUCCAUCUUUUCCAAAGAUUCCGAGUUGGCGCGAUGCAAAAUCCCACUUCAGGACUUGCAGCAAAAGGCCACGUUGCACACUUGUGUGGAAAUGAAAACAGCAGCCCGCGGCCAUAGCUGCCGGGUUGAGGUUGAGAUUCGGCUGCGCAUGCCCGCGGCAGGAGCCACCAAGACGAGUCGGGUUUUUUCAUGGGUGCGGUUUGAUACGGGCAAAACAGCGUCUGCCGUUGAUCAGAGGCUGACACAGAUUGAGGAGCAUAACAAACAAACAGCGCAACGUCAGGCGGCCCGGGCCCACAAAGCGGUGCUGCCGGGUAUCAACGAGAUUUACUGUCUAAGUGUUCUUAAGCUGAUAGUCGACCGCAUCGGCGAUUCCCUUAAACAGUUUGACCUGAAACCUGGUCACAUCCCUGAGGCAGCGCGGCGGCCGCUGUUGCUCCGCAAGCAAGCGUCGCAGCGCUACAAGCAGCUCCAUGCCACCUGUUUCCGGGACGGCACGACCCGACAGCAAUACAUUCAACGCAUCAAAGCUGAAGCUCGCGUGUAUCAUGAACUCAUUGCGAGCGAAUCCAACGUUGCAGCCGAGGCCCAAGCACGUUUGCAAGUCUUGCAAGCCGAACUGGCCAAGCUGACUCCUGAUACUGCGCCCGCAGCACCGCGAUCUGUCGCUUCCCGUAUGGAAGGGCCAACGCAGGGCUCUCAGGCAUCGCAAGAUGGUGCAGAUGGCCAACUCGCGCCGUAUCAGGCAGCUUUAACGAGUAUGCAAGCAACCACUCUGCCGCCCGAAGUUCAGGCGCUGAGCAAGAAACGCAUCGCAACGUUGAAGCGCAUGAAGGAGGUCGAGGCCCACAUUGCUUCCGCCACCGAUCCCAUUACCGCGAUGCGAGGGUAUGCGGAACAACUCAAGCGUGACGUGCGGGACUACAUCCCACGAGCGCAAGCCCUCUUGAAGAGUGAAACCCACAAGGCAUCGGGGCAGCGGCUCGUGAGCUACAUCAAGUUGAUGAAGGCAGAGGACUGUAUCGCAACCACUCCCCCUCUCCCACCCCCUACUGGCCUCCACUUGUUCUUCUGUCGCACGGGCCACAAUUCUCUCUCUCUGCUCUCUCUUCUCUCUCUUCUCUCUCUUCUCUCUUGCUUCGCGCUCUUUGUGCGAGUGCACAAUGCAUUGUUGCUGGCCAGCAUCUCGCACGUCGCGGCAAACGCAAACUGCCCCGAAGGCCAAAUCUCAGUCUUCAAGUGCACAGCCUGCUCCGCUGGCAAAUAUCAUUCCCACGAUGGUCUCUCCGGUUGGGACAUUCUGUGGUACAACUCUUGUACCAACUGCCCGGCCGGGAAAGCUCAGCCCAGCACUGGAGCAAAGGAAUGCUUUGACUGCGAAGCUGGCAAGAUUAGCGCUGGUGGUGCCACAAGCUGCACGGAAUGUGUUGCAGGCAAGUACGCCACCGGUGAUGCCCAACAGUGCUUGGCAUGUCCCGCCAACACCUACUCCACUGGCGGCACGGCUACCUGUGCCCUCUGUCCGGCCGGCAAGACCAUUCGUGAUACCCAGGAUGGUUGUGAGAGCUGCCCUGCUGGCACCCAUGCUGCCUCCAGUGGUGGGACCUGCGUGCCCUGUGCCGCAGGUACCUAUUCAGCAGCUGGUGCCACCACCUGUACACCCUGUGCCAAGGGAUCCUACACUGCCCAACAAGGCAGUAGUGGUUGUGAGCUUUGCCCCGUGGGCAAAGCCGGUGGUGACGGCAUCAACUGUGCCACUUGUGCGGACGGUUUUGUUGCCCCCGAGGUGGGCCUGGAAACAUGCCUGGCCUGUGAGGCUGGGACCUCUUCGCAAAAUGGUGCUGGGAUCACCUGCUCUGCUUGUGAAGCUGGCAAGUAUGCCCCUGCUGGCUCUGCUACCUGCACCGAAUGCACAGCGGGCACCGUCCAACCCUUGCCAGGCCAAGGCAGCUGUGUGGCCUGCGCGGCUGGCAAAUACCAAGUCUACAAGGGCCAGUCUGCUUGCAACAAGCCGCGCGACUGUACCAAAGGCUAUUACAUUGCAGAAGACGUGACAACCAUCUCCAACCGUGUGUGCGAUCCCUGCCCAGCUCAAUACGAAACUACAGCCAUCAACAGCGCCAGCUGCACUCCAUGCAACGAGGGGUUUGAAACCUCACCAGAAGGUGGCCAGGAAUGCCGUGCCAUCGAAGUGCCUCUUGAGUGCAAUCCGGGUGCCUACUUGUCUCUCACUCCCGAACCUCUCUGCAAGAAUUGCACCGAGGGAACCUAUUCGACGGCCGUAAACGCGGCCUCCUGCCAAGCCUGGACCAUCUGCAACCCCGGGCAACAGGUCAAGUCAACAGCCCCAGGGUCCUCAGUAGCCGAUCGGGAGUGCGUGGAGUGCCCGAGAGGUACCUUCUCGAAUGUCACCAACACAGAAGGCUGUUACCCUUGCACUGUAACCCGCAAUGAAUACCAAGACUCGACGGGUGCUCAGGCGUGCAAGCCUGGGACCAUCUGUCAACCAGGCCAGUUUGUUUUAAGCGAACUCAGCCCUCAGCAGAAUCGUGUUUGUCGCACCUGUGCUCCGGGUGAAUUCAGUGACUCGAUCAACGCAGUCUCGUGCCAGAGCAUUCGCACCUGCAGUCCAGGGCAAUAUGUUCAGACGGCGGCAACCCCUACCACCGAUGCCGUCUGCCAAGCAUGUAGUAGCGGCAAAUACUCGACAACGGCGAAUGCCCUUUCUUGCAAGAGUCACACCUCCUGCGCUGCCGGUGCAAUUGAGGUGCAAGCGCCCAACGAUGUCUCGGACCGCGAGUGCCAGACUUGUGUUCAAGGCGUGACGUUUGCCGACAAGGCAUUGAACGAGUGCGUAGCCGUGACAGAGUGCAAGGCUGGUGAAGAGGAAAUUGUUGGACCUUUGGCUUCCCGAGACCGGACAUGCGCGCCUUGUGCCUCUGGCUUCUUCAAGAGCAACCCAGGCUCCGACUCCGCUUGCACGGCGGCUACAGAAUGUCUCCCAUUGGAAGUCGAAGUGGCUAUGCCAACAGCGACCAGCAAUCGCCAGUGCGCCGAGCGCAACUAUUGCAUUGAUGGUGCUUUGGAUAAUUCGACAACAAGUUGUGCGUGUCCCUGGAGCGAGUGCAGCUUUUGCCAGCUGCAGAACGGACGCAGCGAUGUUUUACUGGCUCGAGUGGAGCAAGACCCACCAAGCUUGACGGUCCGCGCUUGCCAGCUGGUUCCUGAUCCCGGCAGCGAUGUUGUGGCUCAAUGCCGGGACCAAUGCUUUGACGUGUCGGGCUGUGACAGCUUUCUGGUCUAUAACAACGGUGAUUGCUGCUUGCGUCAGUCGCCUGACCUCACCCGAUUUGGCAAGAGCGUUGAGGGCGCCAACUUCUACCAACUGGGCACGUGCUCCAAUUGUCGCACGGGCUACAUUGUCGGCGCCGAUGACCGCAGCUGCGAGCUAGAUCCCACCACGGGCGUCCUGUACCUCAACCAGUCGCUCGAGUCGGAUGAAACGGCCAUCUUCUCCCUGCGUGUGACGGAUGACCAACCUUCGUGCAUGUACUUGGAGCAGGGCCAAGUGGUCAUGGCCGAGACGGGUUGCUCGGCUGUGGUUACCAUUACAGUUGCCAUAUUCAACUUUGUCAACGUCCCACAAGACUACAACAGCUAUCUGGACCCAGACGAGACGGAGGUCCGCAUAUCGUGGACGGCCCCUAAAAUGCCCUCCGCGUUUGUGAACCGCGUCAACGUGACCAACAAUCUCGGGGUCUCAUCGCCGUCAUACGAUUUCCCGUUGGGUCUGACAAGAGUGGUCUACACGACCGACAUCCUUGAUGGCAAUGCGAGUUUGACGUGGAGCUUUGAGGUCUAUGUGGAGACGGGCUUUGAACUCACCAUUUCCACGCUAGGAUAUCUGCCCUAUGUCAAUGGCAGCUACGUCUUCAUCAUGGACACUAGCAGCAUUGGUGGUGGUGGUCUAACCGUGCCCCGUUUUGAAGGGACCGUCAUUGGACGCCGCUUUGCAUUGGGAAUCGUCAGCCCCGAGGACCAACCGUUCACCCUGAGCCUUGGGGAUGGCGAUCGAGCUAUGCUUGUCAUUGACCUCACCUGGUGUGCCUCGGGCGGUUACAAUGAAUCACUCCACGUCCCCGCCCCUCUCGAGGCCACGGCUCCAAGUGCGCAAAUGCUCGAUGCGCUCACCUUUUUUGGCGGACUCCUUUUGGCUCUUCCCUAUACCUUGCGUGUUUGCAAUGGUGCUGUCAAUCAGGCCAACGUCAAAGGCCUCGUCAUUUCAGACACAGGGUCUGGUUUUGAGGAGGGCGGUCGAUGCUUUCGUAUGGCCGCACGCUCCGAGCCGGUGUUCGAAUCCAUCUCUUUUGCUUCCAUCAACAUGAUCCUGGACUCAGAGAACCCUCUGCGGCGCCGCCGUGACGAAUCCAUGAGUCUAACACCGCUGGAGGCAACGCUGGGUGUGAGCACGCACAUGUCAAGUCUCCGUUGUCUAACUGCCAUCGCCCGCCACGGUACUAGUCGGCAAUACGUGCCCAUCGCCGGAUCAUCGCUGUAUGUGAUGGUCGAACAACCUAAUGGCCGCACCUCUACUGUGCCCAUGACGCUGGCGGAUACCAUUGCCCCGAGCUUUGGUUCGACCUGCCCCUCGGACAUGCAAGUAGCGCUGCCUUUUGGCACUCUGGAAAUGCCUGUCUUUUGGAACGAGCCCGUUGAGACGGACAAUGUUGCUGUUGAGUCUGUCACGUCCAAUUAUGCACCGGGCGACACGUUCAGCAUUCUCAACUCGCCGUAUGCCAUCAAAUAUACUGUUCGUGACACGAGUGGUCUCAUGGGCACUUGUCGGUUUGCCCUUGCCUUGACUUAUGAGGCCAACGCCGUCGAGGUGACGGCGACCAUGACGUAUGCAUCCAACUUGGAGAGCCGCUUCUCGUAUGAGCGGGUCGCUGCGGUGGGCUUGGCCCCGGCUGCCAUCAAGUACAGCUUUCUUGAUAGUUUUCCUAGCUUGUUUUACGACUUUGCCAACUCGACGCGCUUCGUCUUGAAUUUGGAUACCGCGACCAGCUUGGAUCAGGUUUACGUGCGCCCCAGUGAGGGAUCUGAAUACUUGUUGUUGACUUUUGACAUCUUGUAUGUGCCUGCGGACCAGCUCGGUGAGAUCAGCGAGCCCGUCGCCGACGACGACGUCCAGGUCGAACUUCACAUCGAGGGCUACGAUGACGCGGGUCAAAACAAAAGCCUGACUGCUCUUCCACCGGACAUGGUCUUCCACAAUGCAGAAGCCACCGUUGAUCCUGCUUCGGGUGUGUUGAGAGUGUCGGCUACCUCACCCACCUUUCAACGGGGCUUCCGCUUUACCUCGAUGCAGCUCGUUCUCAACUACCCACAAGGGCGCCCUGGCGAGAACUCGCAGACGCUGGUGGCAUCAGCCAACUCUUUUGUAGGCGUGCGCGUGGUGUCACCACUGCACGAUGCUCCUACCGCUGUGACGCUCGACGACCGUCCACGCGUUCUAAUUGCUGAUGCCAUGCCGCCAUCCGUUGAGUUUUGCCCAGACGACAUCAACGUGACCGUCCCCUUUGACUCGAACGUCGCCAAUGUCACUUGGACCCGGCCCGUGUUCAAUGACCUGCGAGGGGUGGUGCGCUCUGGGGGGCCUGAUCAGGCAGCGAGCCUGUUUUCACUCCUGGCACCCGGUGCGAUGCCAUCAGAGGUGCUGUACUGGGCCGAGGAUUUGGCAGGAAAUCGAGCCGAGUGCCGCUUUAUCGUGCGAGUGCGCGAUACCACGGCGCCGACCGCUGUGCUUCGACCAGCCUUGGACCUCCAACUUCCUGCCAACGGCAGCACGGUGACUUUGCUGCCCACUGCCUGGCACCCGACGAACAUUGAUGACAACUCGGGUCGGGGUGUUGUUUUUCUGUCUCCGCCCGCGAAUGCCACCCUCACUUUUGGAGUCGGGGCCAAUCAAAGUCAGAGCUUGGUGUUGACCGAUGUGUAUGGCAACCAGCUCGUAGGCGAGCUUCGCGUGACCGUUGAGGAUGUCACCCCGCCCACUGUAGUUUGUCCAGCGCUCAACGAGGUGCUGAGCCGUGAGUCCGGUGCGGGUGCAAACGUUACCUUCGACGUGCGUGACCCUGUGGACAAUGAUGGCAUUGCCUGGUGGAACGUGUCGCGUGCCAGCGGCAGCUUUUUUGACGUGGGCACCACCGCUGUGGUGGUGCGAGCAGCAGACAAAUCGGGCAAUGUAGCCAAUUGCACGUUUGCUGUGUCGGUAGUGCGCUCGCCCAGCGGCGACAACAAUAGCACCGUGGUGACGGCCAGCGCCAAUGCCGCGAGCACGACCCUGCUUGCCGGGGCCGCGGCAG
Messenger RNA from Monosiga brevicollis MX1, 7966 nucleotides. RefSeq lists its product as uncharacterized. Gene Ontology annotation, molecular function: protein binding. The transcript is spliced from 43 exons. The record is from RefSeq and is a predicted model, not a curated record. The annotation marks the transcript as partial. NCBI's taxonomy places the organism in Eukaryota, Choanoflagellata, Craspedida, Salpingoecidae.